This is a messenger RNA of Saccharomycopsis crataegensis, 1197 nucleotides long. RefSeq names its product cyclin family protein. The record is from RefSeq and is a predicted model, not a curated record. Bases 1 to 1197 code for a protein of 398 amino acids. Gene Ontology annotation, molecular function: protein kinase binding; cyclin-dependent protein serine/threonine kinase regulator activity. Gene Ontology annotation, biological process: regulation of cyclin-dependent protein serine/threonine kinase activity. The transcript has a single exon. NCBI's taxonomy places the organism in Eukaryota, Fungi, Ascomycota, Saccharomycetes, Ascoideales, Saccharomycopsidaceae. Gene Ontology annotation, cellular component: nucleus; cyclin-dependent protein kinase holoenzyme complex.
AUGUCCAACCUCCAGGCCCUCCACCACUUUUGCAACACCCCCAUCAACAACCAAAUGUUGCACUGCUUGGUCAACUCUACCCUCAAGGUAUUGCCCCAACCCCCUUCAUCCUCCACAAACUCCUCCUUACCUUCGCUAUUCACCUUCAUCACAAAACUCGUCAAGCACACAAACGUCUUCACCGGCACCUUGAUGGCCACCUUAGUCUACUUGAAAAAACUCGGUCAACGUUUGCCUCCAAACGCCAUUUCUCAAGAACCUUCGGCUCGCCACAAAAUCUUUUUGGCCUGUCUUAUCUUAUCGGCAAAAUUCCACAACGAUGCCUCGCCAAAAAAUAAACACUGGUCAAAAUAUACCGAAGGCUUAUUCACCACCUCCCAGGUCAACAAAAUGGAACGCUACUUGUUGAUCUUUUUGGAUUGGGACAUCACCGUCACCAACCAAGACUUGUUGGCAGCUUGGAAAGACUUCUUGGAUCCAAUCAAACUCGAAUUGAAGAAUGUCAUGAGAUUGAAGACUUUCCUCCACCAACAAUCGCCAACCACCAGACCAUCUCCUCCAAGUACUAGUGCUUCUCUAAGACACUCGCCAACCUCUCACAGAUUGCCAAUUCCUUCCCCUGCCACCGCUCACAGACAAAUCUCCAGAUCUCAAUCCACCAAUACAAACUUUACUACUACCAACCGUCUUCCUCCUUCAACUCCAUUAAGAAAAUUCCCAUCAUUACCCCAACUCUCGUCGGUGUCUCGCAAAAACUUCAACUACAAUUCCAUUCAACAUCUUCGUUCGAUGAACCCAACCCCAUCGUCAUCGUCAUCGUCGUCGUCGUCAUAUUCUUCUUCAUAUUCUUCUGCUUCCUCCUCGGUUUCUACUGCAUCCUCAACUUACACAGAGACGUUUGCAUUGUCUCCUCCCCCAUCUGCUUCUUCAUCAUCUUCAUCUAUUGCCGGUUCUCCAGAUUACAGAUCUUUAACAACCCCAAAAGCCAUUCCAUUCCAAAAUUAUCAGGGAAAAUUGUAUCCAUCAUCUCAGCAUCAACAUCAACAUCAUCAACAACAAUCUACCGAACAUUCUAAUAAUCGCCGUGCUCCUCGACAAUUCAAUUUACAACCUCAGUUCAUUCCGGUGCCAAACCAAAGGCAUAAAAUUAACGAAGACCCAACCAUCAUGGAAUACGGUAGUCAAUCGGUUUAUUAA